CUGUAAGUGUACUCAUCCGGUAUACCCCCUCUCUUAUACAGCAGAUGGAACGCCACCUACGAUUUGGCACACAAUGGUGGAACCGAAACUUGAAGCUGAAGAUGCAGAAAGGUUGUUCCAGAGUGCAGAGUGCGCCGAUGUUAAAUCAUUAUAUGACGAUAUCGCGCGAGUAAGAGGCAAGACGAAACAGCAGCUGGUGACUUUACUAGAUGUUGAAAAGUCUCGUCGAGCUGUCUACACCAUGAAGUCGUUACCAUGUUCAAUGAAUGAUGUUAUUAGUGUUGUGACGUCACUAGAAACGAAACAAAUUAAUUCUGACAGGUUCGCAGAACUGCUUGAACUCAUUGGCGGAGGAAAUGAAAUAGAGAAGGUUCAAUUUCAUGUCCGACGAAAAACUUCAGCGUCUCUGGACUACCCCGAGUAUAUGUUGUAUGAAAUGUCCAAGGUUAGUCAUUGUAAGGAACGUAUGGACUUCCUCAGGUUUAGGUACAGAGUACAGUGGCACCUGUUUGAAACUGAGCAACAACUCAAAGAACUCCAUACUGCAUGUGAGGAGGUUUCGAACAGUUCUGCUCUCAAAAAUCUGCUCCAGUCGUUGCUCGCCGUUGGUAACUAUCUAAACGGUGGCACGGAAAACGGUCAAGCAGACGGAUUCGGUCUGGAAGUCAUGAACAGACUCAAGGAAGUUCAGGACAGGGACGCAAAAGGUAACCUGCUGGAGUUUGUACUGAAGUUGUAUUGCCAAUGUUACGAAGUGGAAAUUGAGCUUGGAUGUCCAACCAAGUUUCGCCUUCCGGAACCUUCUAAUAUGAGACAUGCAGCGCAGGUUUCAUUUGAAAACAUCAACGAAGCUUUAUCAAACAUGAAAGCUGAAGUAAAAAGCACGAGAGAAAAGUACCUAGUCAUGUCCACAAAAGAGGCUAUGGAUACCAGGGAUAAUUUGUGGACAACUACCGAAAAUUUCAUGACAUGCGCGUUGGAGAUAAUCUUAGAAGAGGAGCGACUUUUACAAGACACACGUUCUUACUUCCGGCGAACAACCGCCUACUUCUUAAUGGAUCCAGACAUGGUUACCCCUCAGGAAUUCUUCCAGAUAUGGGCAACAUUUCUUCAUGAUUGCAAAUACUACUGGAAAUUAGCGCAUCGUAAACUAGGGAAAGAGCGUUUCGAGAUGGAUUUCAAACACAGAGGUCAACUGGUGGCAAUGUUUGAUCACAAGUUUAUGGAAACAGUCCAGAAUACUCCAGCCUCACGUCGAGCUGCAAACUUACAGAAAGAAGGAGGCAAUGCAAAGGAUAGUGUGGUCUCAAGCAAAGGGGUUAAGGUCAAUGGGUACUCUGACAGUCAUAAUUCAGACAAACCCAUGGUUGGUGCACCCCCCAAGGAUGUCUCAGCAACGUACAAAUCUCAUAUAAACGCUCUACAGGAAUCUCAUUCACCUAAACAAUUAACUUGUGAACCACCUUCUUCUGGUCUACAUAAGCCUCUCCCUAAAGCUGCUUCAACUACCUCAGUGCCCUCGGAAAACGGAAUUCCUGGCGCACAUAGUUACGAGAAUCACGAGGAUAUGGAGAGAGUGCUUACCGAGUCUCGGUCAGGUACAUCACAGUCAGACACAUUGGAAUGGGCAGGAAAAAGGAGCGAUAAACAGCAGUUUCCUUUUGUGUCCUGGCUCAAACGGGAACCUGGUAAACUAAGCAGCGCUGGUGAUAUUAAAGCUAAUGUUGAUAGUUCCCACCUGAUGUCAGAGCGACAACAACCAACUUCACAAAGCUCUACCUCUUUUUCCAAGUUCAAAAACUCGGUGGUGCAGAAAUUCACGCAUUCACCUUCUGGCAAACGGACGGCGGAAGUUGCAGGGUUGCAGGAGAACAGAGAUAUACCACAUAGUUUACCAAUGACGUCAUUACCGUCGUAUAUGCCUCUUCGUGUUGUGGUUUCUGAGAAUGAGAUAAGUCCAUAUGUAACAAGUAUUGGGAGAGACAAUAGACAGACAGCAGCCCGUUAUCAGGAAAAGUACGCAACACAACCCGGGGGUAGCUCCUCACGUGAUUAUCGGACUAAUUCUACCGAACAUAGGAACGUGCUGGACAGUCGUAUCAUGACGACGGGAGGAGGUAAGGGACGGGCUGGCUCAAAUAUAUCAACAGAAUAUGCAGGACUAUACCAUACACCGCCGUUUCAUGCCCCUGUCGACAAAGACGGUUACUCGUCUCCUAACAUAAUUACAAACACCUUAGAAAAAAGUGAUAUUAACAACAACACUACUCCGAAGAAUGCCAACCGUGAUCAUCCAGCAAACGGAGUGGUGAGGACACGUGCACCUAUCCUACUUGGCAGCAAUCUCAGCAUAUCUGACGCAUACUCACCUAGUGAUAGAGAAGGGGCUCCUACAAGACAUCCUGUAUUCGAACAAAGUGUCAGCCGUAGGAAUGAUAAACCAACACUCGCGUUUCAACACACCCCAGCCAGUGUUCCUUCGUAUAGUGCAAAACGUGUUCAUAAUUACGAAAACCAGGGUAGACUUGAAACCGGACAGGCUGUCAAACAUAGAGCCGACCCAGUCACAUUUCCUCCUACAUCGAUACCACCACCUGCGACACCAACGACGUCACACAUGAACACAUUCCCAUUAACUAGCAGAUCAAGCGUCACUCCGACGAGUUCUCAAAACUUUCCGAGUAGUACCCAAAGUACUCCUGCCAAAAGUCUUUCUUAUCAUCGAGUGCAUGAAACGCCGAUUGUGCAAGAAAGCACACCGGUUCCUAGCGCUAGACAACCGCCAGCUAAACCAUCGCGGAAUUUGCAUCUAAAUUUAGGUCAAGAUAGCCGAAAGGAUGAGAAAAAAAUAGCAGCUUCUCUUGAUAGACUUGAUAGAAAUGGACAUACAGUACCUUCUAUAUCGACUCUUAUCAAUCGCUUUGAGAAAAAACAAAACUUAUUAGAGGCUGUCAAUAAUGAAGAGAGAUUGUUAGCUAACGAUGUAGCAAAGACUCUUACAAUGACCUCGACACCAGUCGUUUACAAGCACCCACCUGGGCUAGAUCCGGAUGAAAAUGAACCGCCUCCAGUGCCUCCGCGAUCUGACCACAGUUUCCAAGACAAUUAUCCUUCUGACAGUUUAGAUAGUCGGUCGUCUCGUGGUCAUGGUCGAAAGGUUGUUAAUCUUGCAGAUAGCCAGAAUAGGUCGAAUUUUGAUUCAAACGUGACACAAAAAUAUGCGUUUGGAGACGCAAACGCUAUGACACCGCUCAGCAAUUUCGGUAAAUCGAAUCAUGUACGACAGGAGACCGGAUUAAGUGACCAGGAUGAUGGCUACCGGGAUCGCUUAAGGAAAGUUGCGGCCAGUAGCACAGUGUUCGAACGACACAACAAACAUCUCACUCCUCAGUACCAUAAACAGAACAAUCCGGUGCAGUUUAGCACACCUCAGUUCAAUCGCCAAAACAGCCAAACAACGGUUAUGUCAAUGAAUUCUUCCCAGACAUACAGUCGCCAAAGUAGUGUCACUCAGUCGCAGAAUCCAUCACAAUCUGAUAGAACGCCACAGAACUCCAGAAUUAACGGUGUACAAACACAGCCCUCCAGAACAAAUGGAAAUGUUCUCACAGUGACUAACAAACUAGGAUUAAAUCAGAGUCAAUUUCAAAAUAACCACGAGUCGAACACACAGUCACAAACACCUCACUUUUCUAAAGACAAUACUCUUCAGCAAAGGUUGGAUACGGAUGGCCGCACUCCAGCGAGUGCAAUGGCCGUCGUUUCUCCGACAGUGGUACACCAUGGCAGUGUUACAUUCAUGGAAAUAUAG
This is a messenger RNA of Ylistrum balloti, 3811 nucleotides long. RefSeq lists its product as uncharacterized. Gene Ontology annotation, molecular function: microtubule binding; actin filament binding. Gene Ontology annotation, cellular component: cytoskeleton; actin filament; cytoplasm. NCBI's taxonomy places the organism in Eukaryota, Metazoa, Mollusca, Bivalvia, Pectinida, Pectinidae. The transcript is spliced from 13 exons. Gene Ontology annotation, biological process: cortical actin cytoskeleton organization; actin nucleation; actin filament network formation. The annotation marks the transcript as partial. The record is from RefSeq and is a predicted model, not a curated record.